AGCAGGGUUAUUAAAAUCUUGUCCUGGAGGGCCAAUGCGCUGCAGAGUUUAGCUCCAACCCUGAUCAAACACACCUGAGCAUGCUAAUCAGUGUCUUCAGGAUCAUUAGAAAAUCACAGGUAGGUGAGUUUGAUCAGGGCUGGAGCUAAACUGUGCAGUGCAUUGGGCCUCCAGGACAAGAUUUUAAUAACCCUGCUCUACAGUGAAUGGGUGCCGUCAGAAUACGAGUCCAAACAACUGAUAAAAUCGUCACAAUAAUUCACAAAUAAUCCACAUGACUCUAGUCCAACAAUUAACAUCUGGCAAAGUGAAAAGCCACAUGUUUGCUUCUGGCUCAAAUACGAGUUGUCUAUCAAUAAUGUUUUCUUCAGUGAAAAAGUUCUCACCAGAGAGAAAUAUGCACAGAUCAAGCACUGUUUGCAAGCCCCAAAACUGUUCUAAACAAAGAUAUUUUUAGAUUCUGAUCUCACAUUCUGAUGGCACCCAUUAACUGCAAAGGGUCCACUUGUGAACAAGUGAUGUAUUUCUCUAAAUCUGUUUGAAUGAAGAAACAAACUCAUCAAGCUCACGAACCGAUGAGACUUGCCGGGACGGUGACUGUCGGUCUGAGAGAUGGAAGCAGAGGAGAAUAAAAUUGCAGUGUGGGUUUGUCGCGAGGAGAAGCUCGUGUCGGGCUUGUCGAAGCGCACGAGCUGCGCGGAUGUGAUCCGGGUUUUACUCGGGGAGCAGAACCCGGGGCAGCGCGUGUCCCUCUCAGGCUCUCCUCAGUCCUACUGCAUCGUGGAGAAAUGGAGAGGAUUCGAACGGAUUUUACCAAACAAUACCAAGAUAUUGCGACUGUGGAGCGCGUGGGGAGAGGAACAAGAAAACGUCCGGUUCGUGUUGGUGAAAAACGAGGCGUCUUUACCCAGCAACGGGCCUCGGAGCGCAGAGGCGCGCGUCGUUCUCAGUAAAGAGAGGCCGUGCGUCUACAAGGGGACUGCCAGAGUGACCAUGGCUCUGUCACAGGACAAACAGAGACGGAUAGUCAGGAAAGCGUUCAGAAAGUUGGAUAAAAUCAACAAGAAGCGGGCGCAGGCUGCGUCUAAAGACUCCUCAUCCAUGGAGAAGAUGGAGACCCUUGUGCACCUGGUCGUUUCUCAAGAUCACACCAACCGCCAGCAGAUUGAGAGGAUAAAAGAGCUCGACAGGGACAUUGAAAAGUAUGAGGCCAAAGUUCAUUUUGAUAGAAUGAAGUUGCAUGGGAUCAACUACGUCCAGGACACGUAUUUAGUGGACGCCAACCCAGAUAAAGUUAGCGAGGGGGUCAAAACGAGCCCAGAAGCAGCUCUCGCCCAGUUUGAGGAAUAUGCUCAGAGAUGCGAGGAGGUCAUCAAACUGCAGGAAGAACUGUCUAAACACGAGACCCUCAUGGAGAGCAUUACGACUGAGAUUCAAGAGGAACUCAACCAGAGGUGGAUGAAAAGAAGACACGAGGAGCUCGCGAAUAAAGAGUCUGAACCCGCUUCUGAAGAGACGUCUCUAAGAGUCACAACUCGAGAAAAAGAUGCAGGACCAUCAGCGGUGAAUGUGUCUUCUGACAAUGAGUUGCUUCUGGAAGAAGAGAGGAUCAGAACCCAGCUUGACACCAGUUUGUACAUCGGUCUGCGACUGAACACCGAUUUGGAGGCCAUAAGGAAUGACUUGGACCUGACCCAGGAGAUAUGGGGGGCGAAAGAGAAAGAACUGAGGGAUUUAAUGGAGAAAGUCAACUCUUUGGAUUUUGAGGAGGACAGUGAGGCCAAUGCUGAGCUGAAAGAGGAAAACACAAUAGAAACAGACAGAUUGAUACCACUCCAGGAGGACAGUGUGUGGGUGGAGCAGGCAAGAGGGCUUUCAAAAACAUGUGACGUGAAUGAUGACGACUCAGAUACAGGACUCAGCUCAAUGCACAGUCAAGACUCAGAUAUCACACCCAUCUGCGAAUCUUUGGUGUAAAAAAAACGAAACUAAAAAAACUAAUGUUAUCUGUUGCUGGAUAGUUGAAAUUAACAAUGUAAUGUGUCUUAAUAUAACACAUUUUACAUUUGCAAACAGUAAACAAGCACAAAGCGGAAGCAAACAGGAGUGCUGGGAAAGUAGAAAGGUUCUUUGCUACAAAUCAAAAUGAAUUACAUUACCAAAUCACAUUAAAAACAUAAUUAUGCACUUAUUGAGCAGUCUUAGUCAUCUAUUUUAUUAUGUUGAUGUCUAUAAGAAUAUACGGUAGCCUAUUUCUGCCAUUGAAAAAAAAGAAUAAAAAUUGCAACAACAAAGUCAGAUAAGUAGCUAUUACCUGGUGGAAACAAAGAACAGAAUAUUGAGAUGUAAACUCAGAAUUCUGAGAUAAAAGUCAGAAUUGCAAAGAUGUAAACUUUGAUCAACUUUGAAACUAAUUUUAAUAUAAAAAGUCAUAAAGUUUUUUUUUUCAUGUUGAAAGAAAAUAGUAAUUUCGAAAUGUAAUUCAGAAUUCUAAGCAAAAACCUCAAAGAGAGGUAAACUCAAAUGUGAGGAAGUCAGAACUGUGACAGAAAUAAGCUUCCAAGACUCAGUGUUAACUUCAUAAAUGUAUUUGUGGUUAUAGCACUGAUAUUUU
Carassius carassius (crucian carp) is the source of this 2614-nucleotide messenger RNA. RefSeq names its product ras association domain-containing protein 10-like. Gene Ontology annotation, biological process: signal transduction. The coding region runs from base 613 to 1977 and encodes 454 amino acids. The transcript is spliced from 2 exons. The record is from RefSeq and is a predicted model, not a curated record. Lineage: Eukaryota; Metazoa; Chordata; Actinopteri; Cypriniformes; Cyprinidae.